Aplysia californica (California sea hare) is the source of this 1717-nucleotide messenger RNA. RefSeq names its product alpha tubulin 2. Gene Ontology annotation, molecular function: structural constituent of cytoskeleton; GTP binding. Gene Ontology annotation, cellular component: microtubule; cytoplasm. NCBI's taxonomy places the organism in Eukaryota, Metazoa, Mollusca, Gastropoda, Aplysiida, Aplysiidae. The record is from RefSeq and is marked provisional. Gene Ontology annotation, biological process: microtubule cytoskeleton organization; mitotic cell cycle.
CUCACGACAGACACGUAACGUCUCUGUGAGCGGGAAAUAGACAUCCUCCUUCCUGUCUUCAGAUCGCCCCAGCUUCUAUUUUACAAACUUAAGUCAUAAUGCGUGAGUGUAUCUCCAUCCAUGUUGGACAAGCAGGUGUCCAGAUCGGCAAUGCCUGUUGGGAGCUGUACUGCCUGGAGCACGGAAUCCAGCCAGAUGGCCAGAUGCCCUCAGACAAGACCAUCGGCGGAGGUGACGACUCUUUCAACACCUUCUUCAGCGAGACUGGUGCCGGCAAGCACGUUCCCAGAGCCGUCUUUGUUGAUCUCGAGCCCACAGUUGUCGAUGAGGUUCGCACAGGAACCUACCGUCAACUGUUUCACCCAGAGCAGCUAGUCACUGGUAAGGAGGAUGCUGCUAACAAUUAUGCUCGUGGUCACUAUACCAUUGGCAAGGAAAUCGUUGAUCUCGUGCUUGACCGCAUCAGGAAAUUGGCUGACCAGUGCACAGGUCUCCAGGGCUUCCUCAUCUUCCACUCCUUCGGUGGCGGCACCGGCUCUGGCUUCACCUCCCUGCUCAUGGAGCGUCUGUCCGUGGACUACGGCAAGAAGUCCAAGCUCGAGUUCUCCAUCUACCCAGCACCCCAGGUGUCAACUGCUGUGGUCGAGCCCUACAACUCCAUCCUGACCACCCACACCACCCUGGAGCACUCUGACUGCGCCUUCAUGGUCGACAACGAGGCCAUCUACGACAUCUGCCGCCGUAACCUGGACAUCGAGCGCCCCACCUACACCAACCUGAACCGUCUGAUUGGCCAGAUUGUCUCCUCCAUCACCGCCUCUCUGAGAUUUGACGGUGCCCUCAACGUGGAUCUGACUGAGUUCCAGACCAACUUGGUGCCCUACCCACGUAUCCACUUCCCCCUGGCCACCUACGCCCCUGUCAUCUCAGCAGAAAAGGCUUACCAUGAACAGCUGUCUGUGGCUGAGAUCACCACUGCAUGCUUCGAGCCAGCCAACCAGAUGGUCAAGUGUGACCCUCGUCACGGCAAGUACAUGGCCUGUUGCAUGCUGUACCGUGGUGACGUCGUCCCCAAGGACGUCAACGCCGCCAUUGCCACCAUCAAGACCAAGAGGACCAUCCAGUUCGUCGACUGGUGUCCCACUGGAUUCAAGGUGGGCAUCAACUACCAGCCACCAACUGUUGUCCCUGGUGGUGACCUGGCUAAGGUCCAGCGUGCUGUCUGCAUGCUGAGCAACACCACAGCUAUUGCUGAGGCCUGGGCCAGACUUGAUCAUAAGUUUGAUCUCAUGUAUGCCAAGAGAGCUUUUGUGCAUUGGUACGUUGGUGAGGGUAUGGAGGAGGGAGAAUUCUCUGAGGCUAGAGAGGAUCUGGCUGCCCUCGAGAAGGACUACGAAGAAGUUGGGGUUGAUUCUGCCGAGGCAGGAGAGGAGGAGGAUGAAGCAGAGGAAUAUUAAGCAAGCAGUUGUCUCACAAGUGGACCAAACCUUUGAGAAGAGAUUUUUUCUUUCGCAUAUUUUUCUUUGGCACUUUCACGCUUCUGUUUUGUUAAGUAUUUUGAAAAAAAACAACUAAAGGUAAACGAUGAACUUGAUGUCACAAAAGGAGAGCAAUCUUGAGAUAAAUAUAUUCUUACCCCUGAAGUUGUGAAAGAGAACCAACUUAAACUGUGAGAUGAAUUUUCAAGUGUUGGGUAUAUAGAUCUGCCUUACAAGUG